CCAACACGAACGCUGCACGAGCACCGGAACUAAGAUUCACCUGCAGUUCCAGUGGGGAACAUUUAGAGGACGCACAUCUGUCUCUCUCUUACACGUCAUUCAUUUCCUCGCUGCGUGAUUUCCAAGGUUUCUGUGCACAUUUCCUGCAGAAAUCAUGUCUAAUUCGGUAUUUUCAGUUAUAUCGCGUUUUGUGGAGGAGUACAGGAGCAGCACACCGAAUAAGCUGAAGAUGAUCGACGCGUAUCUGCUGUAUAUUUUGCUGACCGGAGUGUUCCAGUUCCUGUACUGUGUGCUGGUGGGAACGUUUCCCUUCAACAGCUUCUUAUCUGGAUUCAUUUCGUGUGUGGGAUCCUUCAUUCUGGCUGUCUGUCUUCGCAUCCAGAUCAAUCCUCAGAAUAAAAGAGAUUUCCAGACCGUCUCUCCUGAGAGAGCCUUCGCUGAUUUCCUCUUCGCUCACACCAUUCUGCAUCUAGUGGUCGUCAAUUUUGUUGGCUGAAGGAGAGCAUCUGCUCUGUGCCUCUUACAGCAGGUGGAUGUGUAUAUGAAGACCAAACGCUGCAGCUCAACUACAGAACAGCUACAAACAAACAACUGUCUGCAGAUCUCUCAAUGUUAAUAUAUGUUUUGACAGAAUGGUCAUUUAUGAUAAGUUCUUGUCUCGUUCCUUCAUUUUUCUACUUUUGUAAAAUUCUCUGGAAGUUGUUGAAACAAAUUAAAUGCCUUUAAAAAUUCAGUGAUCCUGUAGUGUUUUAUUCUAUGUAACAAAUCUAGGUAAUCACAUCUGAAGUAAAUCUUUGUGUUUGAGAUAUAUUUAAAAAAAUAUAAUUUGUAAUAAAAGUAACAUUGAAAAAUAAUAACCAUUUUAUUUUAUUGUAUGAGUGUAAAUGAAACCAGAAGCAGAGUUUUGUAUAACUAUAGUCCACAGUCUCUAUA
Molecule: messenger RNA, 933 nt
Organism: Sinocyclocheilus rhinocerous
Lineage: Eukaryota; Metazoa; Chordata; Actinopteri; Cypriniformes; Cyprinidae
Product: dolichyl-diphosphooligosaccharide--protein glycosyltransferase subunit dad1
Exons: 3
Coding region: 155-496 (113 amino acids)
Biological process (GO): protein N-linked glycosylation
Cellular component (GO): oligosaccharyltransferase complex; membrane
Source: RefSeq, a predicted model, not a curated record